AAAUAGCCCAAUGCCUGCCCUUGCAUCUUGAAUCACAAAUCACAAAUCAACAGCAAUCACUCGAGUUUAUUGAAUCGCACCACCACCACAUAACCCUUGAACAACAACAAGAACACACAAGAACCACAUUAUAAGCCACAACCAUGCCAUCUCUGCCCAAGUCCAUCUUUGACGAGUCUUAUCAAACCAAUGCACAAGACAGCACAACUUCAGCAACGGCACAACAAGACCAAUACUCUUCCACUACAAAGACCACCCCAUACGACCCAGAAGUCUCCAGCAUAUUCACCCAGACAACCAUAAACGACUCUUCCUCCACCUACCCCACGACCUCAUCCUCUCGCUUCGGCUUCCUAAAACGCAACAAGUCCAAAAAUGACCCUCAGCAAGAGUCACUGGUCACCAGCACAGAAGAGGGGAAAGAAAAAGAAAAAGAAAAGAAAAAGUCGAGAUUCGAAAAUCCGUUCAAACCUCAUGAACAGACUGACGAGGAUAGAGCUAUUAUGGAGAAAAUGAGGGAGAGGUUGGGGAGUAGGGAGGAGGCUAUCAGGCAGGGUGGGGCGCAGCCGGCUGGGUUUAGGGGUGUUGGGGGUGGGUAUGCUGCUGGUGGGCCUUGGACUGGUGGGAUGUGAUGUGCAAGUGUGAAGGUGGCUGAAUUCAGAUAUCAAGAUAUGGGAGCAUGACUUUGAUUUGUGCGUUUGAA
Molecule: messenger RNA, 703 nt
Organism: Aureobasidium subglaciale EXF-2481
Lineage: Eukaryota; Fungi; Ascomycota; Dothideomycetes; Dothideales; Saccotheciaceae
Exons: 1
Coding region: 144-632 (162 amino acids)
Source: RefSeq, a predicted model, not a curated record